This is a messenger RNA of Rotaria sp. Silwood1, 1748 nucleotides long. The record is from the annotation of a GenBank genome assembly. Lineage: Eukaryota; Metazoa; Rotifera; Eurotatoria; Philodinida; Philodinidae.
CUAAGAAUUAUGCACUAGUCUUAAUGAUGAAAUAUUGAACCACAUGGGUAGAUAAGAGGUUAUUGAAAAAUGAUGUCAAAAAAACAUUCUUUAGUCGAACAGGUAAUAAAUUAGUGAUGGAUACUUAACUGGUGUCUACUGAAGAAUUAUAAUGUAUUUGAUUGCUCUUCACUUCAAUGUUCUAAAGACAAUGAAAGCUUAAAAUUUUAACAUAUGUACUAUUUCAUAUCGACUAUAGUAUAAAGUUGAAAAUUCCAAAUUGUUACUAAGUUUGAAAUUUACAUGGCAAAAUUACUGUAAACUUCAUUCUGUUUUGAUAUUUUCAGAAUUUCUAUCAGUCAAAAAAAAAUCUUAGAAAUUUCAAUGUAAGUAUAAUUAUUUCUUUUCUCGAAACCUAUCGUUUCAAAACUAGUUAACAAAUCAAAAAUGUACUAAGUUGACAUCAAUUGAGACUAAGAGUAUGAGAUAGGGUGAGGGCAAUGGUAAGAUUCCACCAUUAGGAUAAAACGAUUAGUACCUACCAUUGUAUCCAUGAAUGUGCUAAUAUUAGGGAAAUAAGAUAUCUGAUUUUCUCGUGACGAUGUUACAUUGUGCAUACUUGUAAAACCUAGCAAUCAAAGAUCUUGAAAAAUUUAUCAAUCAUUAAAGAUUUGCUACGACCUCAGUAAAAUGAUGAUUUUUAAAGAAACAUAGUAAACAAAGAGUGCUCGACGAACAAAAUACAGAUAAUGAUAUAUGAAAGCUUGAAUCUAUUCAACUAAUCAAACAAUUUUUUCAAUAGCUGAAUGCUCAAAAACCUAGAUUGACGAUACAAGUGUUCAGAAACUGUCGUUUCAAUUCAAAAGUUUGAAAAUAUGUAAAAUAAAUGAAGGAUAGAGACAGAAAACUGUACACAGUUAUUAUACAGCAAUCAGCAACGCAAUCGGGAACUAUCAAAAGAGCAAAUAUUGAGUUUUCGAAAAAAACAUUUUUCCUUGUUAUUAUCGUUAGAAAUAGAUCAUUAGUUUAACUAACUAUUUCAUUGUAAAUUGUGCCGGUGAAGAAAUGAAGUGAUGUUGUGUCAUUGACAUUUUGUGUAACAAUCCUAUGAAGUUAAGAGCAAAAUAAAGGAAGAAUGGAUGGUUAAUUGAAAAUGCGGCAAUGAAUAACUUUUAUUUAACAAAAAAAAAGAGUUAAAAAAAUAAUUGUUGUUAACAGAGUUGAGAACUUGACUCAAAAAGAAUUCUCGCCUUGUAACAAAAUCCUAUUUCUAUGAAGAGAAACUUUCUCUCUCUUAUUUUAAUAAUUUUUCUUGUCUCUAUUUCAGAUUAUCCAUUACGUUCUCCAUCCAGCACCAACAUUCAUCCGAAUGCUCGAUGGCAACAAAAUAGUAUCAGUGUGGCUGGAGGAUAUCGACAAGGCAAUGGAAUCAAUCAACUCUCAAACCCAUGGGGUUUGUAUGUUGAUGAUGAUCAAACAAUCUAUGUUGCUGAUCAAUCAAAUCACCGUAUUGUGGAAUGGAAACGAGGUGCAACGAAUGGCCAAGUGGUUGCCGGUGGAAAUGAACAAGGAAGUGGAGAUCAUCAAUUGUCUAACCCACAAGAUGUGAUUAUCGACAAAGAGAGAGAUAGUCUCAUCAUAUACGAUGCUUCGAAUAGAAGAGUGGUUCGAUGGCCUCGUCGAAAUGGGACAAGUGGAGAAACAAUCAUCUCCAACAUCUCAUGUGUGGGUUUGACAAUGGACGAGAAUGGAUCUCUCUAUGUCACUGA